Messenger RNA from Pyrgilauda ruficollis (rufous-necked snowfinch), 1994 nucleotides. It is a transcript of the gene RMP64, whose product is annotated as nucleolus and neural progenitor protein. Lineage: Eukaryota; Metazoa; Chordata; Aves; Passeriformes; Passeridae. The coding region runs from base 132 to 1841 and encodes 569 amino acids. Gene Ontology annotation, cellular component: nucleus. Gene Ontology annotation, biological process: positive regulation of Notch signaling pathway. The record is from RefSeq and is a predicted model, not a curated record. The transcript has 9 exons.
GACGGUGACUCCAAUACCUCUCUGGGCAGUCUGUUCCAAUGUCUGAUCACCCCUUUUGUGAAUAAAUUCUUCGUAAUGUCUAACCUGAACCUUCCCCAGUGCAUCUUAAGACUAUAUCCUCUAGUCCGGACAUGAAUUGCUCCUGGUGUCAGCGAUCACGCAGCUUUUUCGGCACGUUGAAGGCAGGCUGUGUGUGGCACGAGAAGGAAGGCACAGCCGCACGGCUCAGGGCCGGAGUCACCCCCGGCCCACGCCUGCCCCGCCUCGCUGCUGCUGCUGCACACAGCUCCCGAGGCACGCAGCGGACAACUGCGAGGUUUAGAAAGUUGAGCUUGCUGUCGGCGCUGCGGCGGCGGUGCGACGUCGCCGGGAAGCGGCUGUCGGGGCCGGGCCUGGCCGCCGAGGGACGCGUCCUGCGCGCCGUGCUCUACGCGUACCACAGCAGGCUGCUCCGGCACCGGCCCUACCUGGCCCUGCAGCAGGUAGAGCAAUGUUUGAAGCGCCUGUGGAAAAUGAAUCUGGUGGGUUGCCUGGAAACUCUGGUAGAACUGAUUCCCAAGAAAAAUGCAUCCAAAGUCGACGCAGAGUGCUUGGUUCCCAGCCAGCCUAUGCUGGAAACUGUGGCUUUGAAGGUAUUGGGAGGCUGCAAGCUCCUAUUACGCCUACUGGAUUGUUGCUGUAAAGCUUUUCUCUUGUCCAUUAAACACCUCUGCUCGAAGGAAUUCAUACUCCUGAAUACUGUGGCUUCGGGGCUCCUAAGCCGGCUCUGGAUUCAGUACAGGUGUGUAUUGCAGACCCUCAUAUCCUUGUACAGUGCCUUGUCAACAAUGCUUCAUCUGGUAUCUGAGACCCAACAGACCCCUUAUAUCAAGGGGUUUACCUUCCCCUCUGAUAUCUGUGACUUCCUUGGAGUUAACGUAUCUUCUGAGGCAAAGAAACAAAAUGCUAAAAUGCUUACAACAAAAAAAUCUACCAGCUGGAUGAAGAAGUUCUUCUCAGCAUUGCCAGAGGCAGUAUCAAAGGUUGGGAAAAAGAAAAAAUCUGAGACCUGUGCAAGUGCUGUGAAAAACCGUAGCAUCCUGUGCUCUGUGGACAUUGGAGAGGCAGUUGUGGCACCCACAACCAGGAGAGGGAAGCACUCAGGGUUUGAUGUGAAGAGCCUGCUCAGGCCAUCCAGACAUCCCACACAAAAGGGUCUAAGCAUUGCAUCAACACCUUUUAAAGCAAAGUCAUCACCACUUUCGUCUCAGCUAGCAAAAUCACAGCAGACUGGAUCUCUUGUACAGAUGGUCCAAACAGCUGCAUCAUUUGGGGAGCUGUCAGAGGCACUCAGAAAAGCUAUUCUGUGGUGCAAAACCAACAAAUUCAAAUCAGAAACUUAUUUUCUGCGUAACAAGUUGUUGAAAAGCAACCGAUUACACCAUGUGGAAACUCAAGGAUGCAGCUUGAAGAAAAAGCUGCGCUGUGUCAAAACAUCUGUCUGUAAAUUCCUCCUGUGUGGGUCACAACACGCACGCUGGCCAAGGCAGCACCUCCGGGCACGGUUCUGCCAAAGGAGGAUCAGAUCAUCUGCACUCUCGAAGACAGCCCCAAAGACUGGUGGGCAAAAGCCUCCUGAGCUUUUUGGGGUCUGUGGGAACAGUGCAUCACGCAUCCUCCCAGCUUACCAAGAUGGGUCUCCGAGUCAGGAAGAACAUUCCAGCAUUGAUACAGGACGUGUCAGACUAAGCACAACAGGGACCCCUAAGCGGCUGCUGCUGGAAGGAAGCCCCGGCCCUGUGGGGAAAGAAGCUGCUGAGAACACAGAUAUUGAUUCUAUUUUUGCAGCAAUAGGUGUCUGAUCCUGGACUUGAAGGAGGAAAGGGGUCAAAGUCAUUCUAGUUUUUUUGGGGUUUGUUUGCUUUUUUUUUUUUAAGUAAACCCCUCUGAACCCUAAUGGUGUCUCAGUAAUUCACAUCAUGAAUUCUGUUAAGAAAAUAACAACCAUUUUAUUA